UGGGGGCUGGUUUGGAGUGCAUCCUGACUUCCGCUGGUGUGGGAUCUCCCAGCACGGAGUUGCGAGAGAUGUCACGGUCCCUCGGGAGCUGAUCUGGGCUGGCUUCAGCAUACCUCUACCCAUGGCCCUUUGCAAUUAAAUGUCUUUCUCCCCAUUUAGGUUUUUUGAGGACAAGAGCAAGCCUUCGGGGUUUUUUCAUCUGACAUUGCAUAAGUGAAAGUUGUGGCAGGGUGGAUGGAGAAGGACAGUUUGCAAGAUGAGCAACAGCAGCAAUAAGAGAGCCCCAACAACAGCGACCCAGCGUCUGAAACAGGACUACCUUCGGAUCAAGAAGGACCCAGUGCCUUACAUCUGUGCUGAGCCCCUCCCCUCCAACAUUCUAGAAUGGCACUACGUGGUCCGAGGCCCUGAGAUGACUCCUUAUGAAGGUGGCUAUUAUCACGGAAAACUCACUUUUCCCAGAGAAUUUCCCUUUAAGCCUCCCAGCAUUUAUAUGAUAACACCCAAUGGAAGGUUCAAGUGUAACACGAGGUUGUGUCUUUCCAUCACGGAUUUCCACCCAGACACAUGGAACCCAGCCUGGUCUGUGUCCACCAUCCUGACGGGGCUCCUAAGCUUCAUGGUGGAGAAGGGCCCCACACUGGGUAGUGUGGAGACGUCGGACUUCACGAAAAGACAACUGGCUGCACAAAGUUUAGCAUUUAAUUUAAAAGACAAAGUUUUCUGUGAACUAUUUCCUGAAGUUGUGGAGGAAAUUAAACAGAAGCAGAAAGCACAAGAUGAACUCAGUAGCAGACCCCAGGCUCUCCCCUUACCAGAUGUGAUUCCAGAUGGGGAGACACACCACGGCCAGAACGGGCUCCCGCUCCUCAACGGGCACGCGCCGGGGGCCGGGCCGCACCUUGCAGGGCUCCAGCAGGCCAACCGGCACCAUGGACUCCUGGGCGGUGCCCUGGCGAACUUGUUUGUUAUUGUUGGGUUUGCAGCCUUUGCCUACACGGUCAAGUAUGUGCUGAGGAGCAUAGCUCAGGAGUGAGCCACGCGCCACAACUGUCAGAGGCAGUCGGAAGUGAGGGACGCUGGGCCCAGCUCGACGUGGGCUGGCUAUACGGCCCGCCGAGUAUGGGGUAGGCCUGCCUAACUCCUGGUGUUAACCUUUUAAAAACCUUUUAAGAGGAAAACAAAACCAAAGCGUGUAGUUUGGAUUUGGAGGAGACAAGGAGUGCCAGCCUCCUGCUGUCGCUCUGGGUCUGUUGGGGGCCGUGGAGCCCAGGCAUCCCUGAGGGGCCCUCGCGCUUUGGUUUUAUAGCUUAUCUUCUGUAUUGUCUCUUGGACUUGUUUUAGUAAACCUGUUUUUCAUUUUAUUAGAUUUGUUCACUUAAAAAUAUAAAACUCGAUGCCUAUCCAGUGCUCCGCGUGCAUUCUUCAUCUGGCAAGGCCCUGCUGACCAGGCAAGAGCCAGGCCUGUGGCAGCAUCCAGCCCUUGAGGGCAGGGGCCAGCUGUCCGGGGCAGCCACGGAUGGGGAUACAGGAGACGUAGGGUUUGGCUUCUGCACUUCAGCAGGCGUUCAUGUUCACCUGGACCGAAGGGGAGUUUUGGACAGGCGCCGUCUUUGGCGGAAGCUGAAGUUAAGCAUGUGCUCACUCUGACCACAAGGGGUCGCCCUUUACCUCCAGAAGCCCUGUCCCCACCGUGGGCCAGGCUCCCGUGCUGUGGGGCGGCCCCCUGGACCUGCAGGAGCGUGGCUCUGAAGGCUGCGUGUGGGGUGGCCCGGAAGCCCUUUCUGCACAGGUGCAGACGGCGCUCCGUGCUUGGCGGCUUCCCUCAUGCCUGGUUCCGUGGACCUUACCAAUAGGUCCACAUGCCCUUGUCCAGCUGAUCCGCAUCAGGUGUUGCCCUUCCUGGACGAUCAUAUGGGUGGAGCAUCACAGAAGGAAAGGAAAAGUCUGCCCAAGGAGGAUGUGCCCAAGGUGGGAGCCACAGCUGGCAGCGUCUCGGCCUUGCGGCCGGGGCCCUGGGUUGCCCACGUCUGCUGCUCUGCGUCGUGGGUGCUCCCGCACAGGGCUUGGGAGGGGCUGCGUCAGCUGCCAGCUGAGGCCGGACCCCCCUCCAGAGCCGAUGGGGUUGCAGCUCUGUGCCUGUGACCUCCGACUUUUUUUCAUCAGUUUAUUCACGGUUGCUCUGUAAGGUGCCACUUGUAUGUGCUUAAUUCACUCUGUGUGUUAAAAAAAGUCAUUAUGUUUGUGCCUGAA
Messenger RNA from Manis javanica (Malayan pangolin), 2253 nucleotides. It is a transcript of the gene UBE2J2, whose product is annotated as ubiquitin conjugating enzyme E2 J2. The record is from RefSeq and is a predicted model, not a curated record. Lineage: Eukaryota; Metazoa; Chordata; Mammalia; Pholidota; Manidae.